This is a messenger RNA of Protopolystoma xenopodis, 816 nucleotides long. The record is from the annotation of a GenBank genome assembly. Lineage: Eukaryota; Metazoa; Platyhelminthes; Monogenea; Polystomatidea; Polystomatidae.
UCCAGUUUGACCAUUGACCCUGUAACUGCAGCCGACUUGGGCAUCUACCAGUGUGUGCUUCACCGAAUCAGCGAUUUUGAGUAUUCGACGGUCAGCGACAAUCUGGGAGUCUCUAUGCCUACUUGGAGCGGUUUUUCAACAGCUCUAGAUGCCGAGGAGGAAUGGGUCUCUGCUAGUGCCUUGUUGGCGCUGCGCUCCGAUCGGGUGGCUCGCUCGGCUGAAGAUUUAGCUCGGCUCGCUCCUCCAUCGCCACUCCCAAUUACUACGCCUGCAAUACCAGAAGAGACCACUCCAGAGUUGACUCCAAAUGCCACUGCCUUCUUUGACAACCUUGCCGUUCAUCUUUCCUGGAAACUGAGCCCUUCUACUGUGAUCAGCGCCUAUACACGUAUCGGCCGCUCCCUCUCCGUUCAACCCGGUAGUUCUUUGACUGGAAAUGGGCCUCAAUCCCCAAAUCAGUCUGGACGUUCAGGUCUUGAGGCUGUACCAGAAAUCGGUUCCGAUUUAGCGGAAGAAUCCGCUUUCGAGCUGACAAAUAUAGUUAGGCCAGAGAACGUUGUAUUUCGUGUCGAAAUGUCGACCAGAAUAUGGCCACCUGCGCAGACCAUGAUGAUGAUGAUGAUGAUGACGACAAUGGUGUCACCAACAAAUUCACUCGGAUUCAAUGAAUCUCCGAUGGUGGCUAGCUCAUCAAUUUCAUCGCCUGAUUCAUUGUCUACUGGUGUAAUCCGAUCAGGUACCGAAACAAAUGGUGGGAACAUGGCAAUGUCACUACUGCCUUAUCGGGGAAACGGAUUAGUUGGUCUACAAGAUUAA